CGUGAACUAACGUGCGUACAAAAGUAUUGUCUUAUUUGCGUUCAAUCGAUCACAACUAUACAGCACCAAAUGACGUGUUGCUGUUUCAUAGGACAAGAUGUUAGCAAAUAAAAAUGAAAAUGAAGAAACUGUCAAAAUAAUAUGUCCAAGCAUCAACGAGUUAACUAAAAUCAGCGUUGAAGUACGUUGCAGUAAAUGUGAUUCCGUUUUUUCUAAUGAAUCUUGUUAUCGUUUUCAUGAUCUCAAAGUUCAUCAACAAAAAAACAUUGAAAAAGUUAUAAAACAAAAUGUGAAAUUUCACUGUCCCAUAGAAAAUUGCAUAUAUGCCAUUGGAAAUCAAAAACACUUCACUUUAUUCAAAUACGUGAAACAGCAUUAUUUGAAGGUUCAUGCCGAUAAAAAUUUUGUAUGUAGAUGUUGCUCAAAAGGUUUUUCUACUAAGGCUGCCAGAGAAGCUCAUGUUAAAAUUUGUGGCCAAUAUUUCAUUUGCAAUUGCAAGAAAAAUUUCAAUAGCUAUGAAGCUCUUUUGACUCAUGCCAAAAGAAAUUCGCAUAAAUUUGAUGAUAAAUACAGAUUAAAAAAAAAUAAAAAUGGUAUAAAAAAUGUUUGCCAGCAAAAAAGUGCAGUAAUCAAGUUGAUUCCUAUUUUACCUAAGCCUACUUGUGAUGUUGGAACACAAAUAAAUGAGGACAUGUUUGAGAAAAAGUCAAAUUCAAGGAAAAUUCUAAAGAAACAAAUUUGUAGACAAACUCAGACAACUGAAGCUUCAAAAGACAAACAACAAAAAAAGUCUGCUGAAACUCAAACGCUGAAAUCAGUUCCUCGUGUGAUUAGGGUCAAACAAGUUGAAAAACGAAAAAAUUCCAAUGCCAAUGAAAAACAAAAUAAUAAGAUUGCUGAAAUCAAAAGUGACCUCAAUUUUCUAGAUACUUUAAAUAGUAUUUUACUUGAUAGUCCUUUGGCUAUGAAGCACAAUAUCAUCUUGGAAGAUGCUUGGGAGGAAAAAAGUAAUUCUGGAACGCAAACUAGUCCUAUUAAAACAGUAUUUGAGGAUAUUGAUAAUGAUAAAACCAAAAACUGUAAUUUUAAUAAGUUAACAAAGUCUGAUCCAAUGUUAACAGAGCAAGCUUACAAUGACAGAUUUAACAGCAUAGAAACACAAACGGAAAAGGAACCUUAUCAAUUAGUCUUUGAAUCUGAUCCUAUGAGUUCCAAUAUUGAAACACAAACAACUGAUAAUUACACAGAAACAGAAGAACAACUCCACAUAUAUAGUAACAUAUGUACACAAACUUGCAAUGAAAUUUUACCCUCAGACUUAGGUCUUUCAGAUAUCCAAACUCAAACUGCAUGGAGUCAUUUAGAUGAUACAACUGUAUCCACAGAAACACAAACGAAAGCAUUUAAAUGCCUCUCAGGUUGUGACUCUAGUUCAUGGUUCACUACUCCAACACAACACAUGGAAACUCAAACUGAAUUUUAUCAAAUUUUCAAAGAAUUGGACUAAAAAUGGAUGUUGUAAUUAUUUGUACAAAAUUUAAAAGAUAAGAAUGUAUAUAUUUCAAGUUUUGUAAAUACCCUUGGUUAAUAA
Molecule: messenger RNA, 1591 nt
Organism: Trichogramma pretiosum
Lineage: Eukaryota; Metazoa; Arthropoda; Insecta; Hymenoptera; Trichogrammatidae
Gene: Asciz
Exons: 4
Coding region: 98-1507 (469 amino acids)
Biological process (GO): regulation of transcription by RNA polymerase II
Cellular component (GO): nucleus
Molecular function (GO): transcription cis-regulatory region binding; DNA-binding transcription factor activity, RNA polymerase II-specific
Source: RefSeq, a predicted model, not a curated record